Vespa velutina is the source of this 1050-nucleotide messenger RNA. It is a transcript of the gene koko, whose product is annotated as cyclin-Q. The record is from RefSeq and is a predicted model, not a curated record. The coding region runs from base 154 to 969 and encodes 271 amino acids. Gene Ontology annotation, molecular function: cyclin-dependent protein serine/threonine kinase regulator activity. Lineage: Eukaryota; Metazoa; Arthropoda; Insecta; Hymenoptera; Vespidae. Gene Ontology annotation, cellular component: nucleus. The transcript is spliced from 6 exons. Gene Ontology annotation, biological process: regulation of transcription by RNA polymerase II.
CUUUCUUGUCUAAUUAUAUUAUUAAUGAAAGUUUUAUAACGGAGUAGUUAUGAUUAUGUUAUGAUUAUUUUCUAUUAAGAAGAUAAACACAUUAAAUAUAAUCUAUAAUUAAUUUAGUCAUUUUAUCCUACGAGUAAUUAUUGUGCUACUAAAAUGAAUCCUACGGAACCAACGAGUACUGAAACUUUAAGUUCAAAGAUGAAAGAUGUAAUAGAUGUAUUAGCAAUGCAACGAGAGAAAAGGAAUACAUUACAGAAAAGUAUUACAAUCGAUUAUACUAAAGCCAAUGACAGUUUCACAGUAUCAAGAUUUAUCUUCGAAUGUGGUUUAAAAUUAGAGGCUCAUUUUCUAACAAUUGCCACAGCAGCAACUUUAUAUCAUAGAUUUAUGAAAGAAGCUACUGCUCAAGGAUAUGAUAAUUAUUUAAUAGCAGCUACUUGUUUAUAUCUGGCAGGAAAAGCUAAGGAUGAUAAUUUAAAAAUAAGAGAUGUGAUGAAUGUAUCAUAUAGCACACUUCAUAGAGGUUCGCAACCACUGGAAUUAGGAGAGCAAUAUUGGAGUAUGAGAGAUGCUAUUGUGCAAGCUGAACUUCUCAUCAUGCGUAUGUUGAAGUUUCAAGUAAGCCCAGUGCAUCCACACAAAUACAUGUUGCACUAUUUGAGAUCUUUGCAAGCUUGGUUUGGAGAAGAAGAAUGGUCAAAAUACCCAGUAGCCAAAACUAGUAUGGCACUAUUACAAGAUUUUCAUCAUUCUCCUGCUAUACUUGAUUAUCCACCACAUUUAAUAGCAAUAGCAUGUAUCAAUCUUGCUUUACAAAUUUAUGGUGUAGUUGUUCCUUUAAUGGAUGAAUGUGAUCAACAACCAUGGUUUAAUGUAUUUUGUAAAGAUUUAACAAGAGAUAAACUCUGGGAAAUUAUGGAAAAAGUUAUGGCUGCAUAUGAUGAGGAACCUGAGACAAGAGAUAAUUGAUAUCAUACAGAGAUUUUUUUAAAUGUUUGAAUAAUAUCCUAUAAAUGUAAAAAAUAAACAAAUAAAUAAUUUUUUCAAAAA